AUGCGGACUAGCCUGUCCUGUGCUGCGUGUCGCAAAGCCAAGGUGAAAUGCAUUCACCAAGGGUCAUCCCCGUGCGAGCGAUGCGUCAAAACGAACAUCCAAGGAUGCGCGUUGACUGAAACGCGCGUGCGCUCUGCAGCUGUCUCGCAAAAACAGCAAAAGCGCAAGCGCCCGAGGGUAACGAUCAACAAAGAUAUUGACGAUGUUGAUCCAAACGAUAACGAUAAUGUCAGCGACGGUGGCGUCAACGACAGUACAAAUCCGACGCCCCUGGCCCAUGGCAGUUGUUCAAUCUCUGCAAAGCGAAACGAAGCCACCGUGGAUGGCAGGGCUCGCCCUCGCUCUACUAGCUCAUCGUCGCCAUCACCAGCGUCUGAGAAGACUGUUUCAACCACCCAGGUUGAGGUUCAUCUCUCCAGCUUAAAGACUGGUACUAUUGUGCAAGUAGUCAAAGGCUUCACAUCCAGAUAUCCGGAGCUUGCCAUGAUUCACUUGCCAACCCUACUCAAAGGCUUCGGCGUCUCUCACGGAGCAGGGAUCUCUGAGGGUGUUCAAGGUCAAAAAACCUGCCAACGGGAAUAUCGUGUCUUGAUGGCGGCUAUACUUGCAGCAUAUACGGCGUCUAAAUAUACCGGUGAUUCGAGCUCGCUUGAUGGAUUGUACGAACGCAGGGUCUACGAAAGUUACGCUGAAAAGCUGUUAUCAAAUAUGGCCUUCACAAGUCCGCAUAUGCUUGUUGCCCAGGCACUUUUGAUCAUAGCAGUGCUCAAGGGAAGCUCAUUUGACCUGCACAAAGCAUGGAUGUAUUGCGGUGCCGCCAUAAGAACGAUGCAGUUUUGCUACGGCGCCCGCCGUGCCUCUCUCGGUAACGACUCGCAGGCUAUCGGUUGGGCCGAGAGACACGCUCGCGUCAUUGAGUCAAGAACCUUUUGGUCAUGUUUUAACGUUAGCAGUAUGAUUGACCUAGGCACUUUGGCUCAACCUCUUCUACCAUUCCAGGAACUGGAGCAAAUGGACCUACUCCACCCACUCAAUAAUUUUGAUUUCGCGUUGAGUAUGGAAUCAUCUACUCGAGGGCCUCAAAUCACUGCUGGUAGUCGAUCAUCUAUGGCCCCAGGUGCUGAUGUCCAUUUGUGGAGCAUCAGCGACGGCUUCGAAGCCAUCUCGAAAGGCAUAGUGGUAUGGAGCCAGACCAUGACGUUUAUACGAAACGAUGGACGUCGAGCUCCUGGAAUGCGAAGCCCAGAAAACUGUCCCUGGUCAUCUUCAUCGCCGUGGUCUUCAAUUUCCGAGAAUCUAGAAAGCUGGAGGGCCCGCCAACAUCCAGCUCUUCACUAUCCAAGUCAAUCAGUAGCCGCACAUUCUGCCGUGGGGAAUGGUGAAACCUUUUUGUUUGUCAACAUCAUCUAUUACCUGAGCAUUAUUCUCCUAGAUCGAGAGUACUUCCCUUUCCUCCCCGUGACUGAGCCCGAACCACGCGGGCCCAUCGAGUAUCAACUGGAGGCCCAGGCACCCCCUGGCUGGUGGCAUUCGAGCGCGUGUCGUCUCUUCAAUGCGACAUCAUCGGUGGCCCAUCUUCUCAAAGAGGCCUCAGAAUGUGACGUUCAGCUCAAUUCGCCAUUCACCGGCUUUUGUGCUUUUAUCGGAGCUUACAUGAACCUUUAUGUGACCCAAUUCCCCCAGAUGAACUUGGGUCAAUCGACCAAUUCUAAACAUGAAUUUAAUCUGUGCUAUGAAUACCUCAAAGAAUUUCGAAAAACAUGGUUGUUGGGAGAAGGCUGGCUUAUGCUAACGAAGCGAUGA
Molecule: messenger RNA, 1803 nt
Organism: Penicillium manginii
Lineage: Eukaryota; Fungi; Ascomycota; Eurotiomycetes; Eurotiales; Aspergillaceae
Product: Zn(II)2Cys6 transcription factor
Exons: 6
Coding region: 1-1803 (600 amino acids)
Biological process (GO): regulation of DNA-templated transcription; DNA-templated transcription
Cellular component (GO): nucleus
Molecular function (GO): zinc ion binding; DNA-binding transcription factor activity, RNA polymerase II-specific; DNA binding
Source: RefSeq, a predicted model, not a curated record